Molecule: messenger RNA, 1121 nt
Organism: Sipha flava (yellow sugarcane aphid)
Lineage: Eukaryota; Metazoa; Arthropoda; Insecta; Hemiptera; Aphididae
Exons: 4
Coding region: 564-1070 (168 amino acids)
Source: RefSeq, a predicted model, not a curated record
CAUAACUAUACUGUGUAUACGUCACACAUAGGCAAUAUGUUAGUUUUAAAUAAGGCAGCAUUUUACUAAUACAUCCUUUUGCUAAUCUCAUGUCAUUUUCGUAUUUUUUUUUAACUUAUUUCAUCUAGUUUUUGACUAGUCGUUUGCCACGUACGAUUUAGCAGACUGAAAUAAAUUAUAAUCCACAGUGCCGGGUUUAUUUUCUUCCUCGUAUAGUAAGUGAUGUACGAGUAGAUUUAAAACAGUAUAAUAAACUUGUAAUCACCAUUAGUUUAAUACGUUACGAUUUUUUUCGAAAAUCUACAUUACGUCCAAACAGUUCUUAAUAUGUAUUAUACCAGCCCAAUGCCUUUGAUACAGCACUGAUGAAUUACAUUAACUUUAUACGAAAUAAUCUGUUAAAGUUCUCAGAUAAUUCAAAUAAAUCCGAAAUAUCUAAUGUAUCUAAUUAGCCGGAAAAUACGGUUCCUGAUUUUGAACUACCCGGACCAAAGCUGAAAAAUCAUAGCAGUCGAAUAUCCACAACAUACCCGAAUAAACGAAUAACAAAAGCACUGUAAAUAAUGAAUUCUGAAUCGGAAUCGAAACCAUUUGCAAUAACUCCUCGAAAAAUACUGUGUGACGUCAAUCUGCUGAAUACUAAUAAAAAGGCACAGAAUUGCCAGAACGGGUACCCGUACAGAACCACUGUUGGAGAGAAGCCCAAUGCUGGUGAUCACAAAUUCAAGGUAGACAUACAGUACGGGCCCAUAAGUGUGUGUGGAGUCAUUAAACACCGCUCAGAAAGGAUUGACCACAUCAAGAAAAAACUGGAAAAUCUUGGAUUCGAUGUAAACCUGAUACAGUUUUGGAUUUAUGAGACAGUGGUGUUCGCAUAUGAAGGUCAAGAGAUAUUCUCAUGCAAUAUCAGGAACCUGUCAUUCAAAGGACAAUCGUUCAAAGAUCCUGUUACUAAUAGAGUGAUUCAAAAACUGGUAAAAUAUCGCAGGUACACCAAUGAUAUGCGUGCAAUAGUAAAAACCAGAGGAUUAAAUCCGAAAUCGCAUUGUUUCGCUUUCAUCACCAAGUGACUCCAUUGACCACAAUAGUGAGUAGCCCGUCAAAGUAGUCUGAAAUUAAUU